Molecule: messenger RNA, 5704 nt
Organism: Mercenaria mercenaria
Lineage: Eukaryota; Metazoa; Mollusca; Bivalvia; Venerida; Veneridae
Product: dehydrodolichyl diphosphate synthase complex subunit nus1-like
Exons: 5
Coding region: 17-847 (276 amino acids)
Cellular component (GO): dehydrodolichyl diphosphate synthase complex; endoplasmic reticulum membrane
Molecular function (GO): ditrans,polycis-polyprenyl diphosphate synthase [(2E,6E)-farnesyl diphosphate specific] activity
Source: RefSeq, a predicted model, not a curated record
UCGCUCCCGGAAGUGUAUGACAUGGAAGGGAGAUAACUGCAAUUUACCCGAAAUGCCGGUGGAGAUAAACGUCAACAACCAAAUAACAGUUGUAUUCCCAUUCAAAAUGACAAUGAAUGUGAUUGUUUUAAAGUUUAUUCAUUACGUCUUAACACUUGCUACUUUUGUGAAACAAUUUCUUUUUCGAAUUCCUUCGUUGCCAUUCAACAAAUCGGACAGUUUGGCUGCUCAGGCUGACGCAAGAAAGCUGAAAAAACUUCCACUGCAUCUGGGAAUGAUAAUUUUAGAGGAUGACAUGUCUUACACUGACAUAGCAAACUUUAUCUUGUGGUCAGCAGCUAUGGGAAUAUCAUUUAUAAGCAUUUAUGACACAAAUGGUAUUGUAAAAAGGAAUGAAAAGACCCUUAGAGAAGAAAUUGCAAGACGGAAAAGUUCAUACAAUGACUCAGAAAAUAGUAAAGCAGAUAUAGAGGUGCAUUCCAGUUUAGAAAAAUUAACCAAUAAAAGUUCUUCACAGGUUGAUGUGUUUUUACUGUCAGUGAAAGAUGGGCGGCAAUCUAUAGUUAAUAUGGCAAGACAUAUAUGUCAUCAGGUUUCACUUAGACAGUUAAAAUCUGUGGAACUAUCACCUCAUUCUGUAGAUAAACUUUUUCAAGAAGAGACUGGGUAUCCAGACCCUGAUUUAGUUGUAAAAUUUGGCAGUGCAGAAACUUUAAUGGGAUUUAUGCCAUGGCAUGCUCGUCUCACUGAAAUUCUAUCUUGGCCAUCUCAUUUCGGUUUAGAAUACAAGACAUUUAAAUCACUGCUAGUCAGCUAUGGAAGUACAGAGCAGCGCUUUGGAAAGUGACAUUAUGUAACUUCACACGAGAUAAAAAAACCAUGUGAUUAUAUUUAGCAGCUUAUCCAAGGCACGUCCCAUCAGUAACUGUCCCAGAGCUUAUUGUAUUACAGUAUUUUCUGGAAGUGUUGAGCUACACUUUGGAAAGUGAUGUUAUUUGGCUAUCUAUGAGAUAAAAAGUCAUCUUAUUUUAAAGAGCAGCUCAUCCUAGUUAUGAUAUAACAUGAAAUUUUCCAGGGUGCAUUACAGUAUUUUCCAGAAGCACAAAGCAGCUCUUUUCAAAGUGACAUUAAAGUUUACUGCUUGGUAGAGAAGGAAAAGAAUCAUGUGAUUAUGUAAAACAGCUUAUCCAAGGCAUAAUCUAACAGCAAACUUUUUAGGGUGCAAGUUAGUACAGUAUUUUCCUCUGCACCUUAAUGUGUUCCUGCCAUGAGUUUGGACUGGUUUUGUCCAUGUCAGUAUAUGCUUGAACGUUCCAUGAAGUAUAUGUGUCAUCACAUUUUGAGUUCUCAGUAUAAUUCGUUUUAGAUAGACUGCAGUCUUUAUACUAUGUUACUAAUAGAAUGUUCUUAGCGGUGGUUGCUUGAAUUCUCGUUUUGGACAUGCAGAAAUCAAUUUAGUUUUAAUAAUGAGUCCCUGUGAAAUACAGUGGGUAUCAUCUCAUUAAAGAAAACACCUAACAUGAAACACUACAACACUGAACAGUCCUUAAUGCUUGAAGACAUUUUAAUAACCGAGUAGAUGUUUGAUUAAAACACAUGCAUCAGAUGUUUCGUUUAUACAACUUCCAGUCUGUUUAAGAUUUCUAGAAGUCUAAAAUCAAUUUCGUCUUUUUGUAACUUUAUCAUCAGAAGCCUAUGCUGUUUUCAAAGGUCAGUUUUCGAACUGUCUGUAUGAAUUUUAUUUCUGACUGGAAAAUCAGCUGUAUGAACAUUCUCAGACUUUGUGAUUUAGUACAUGUUUUUAGCUGAACCAAAAUUUAGCCGCAAGUUGUUUCGGAGCGUUGUAUUUUUGUAACAUUUUAGAUAGCAUUUACAGUGGGUAAAAAAACAAAACGACAGUAUUCAGGGAAUUGAAACUUAACCAUAACAACUUUGACAAUUUCUGUUGGAUAAAUUAUUGACAUUGAAUAAUCAGAUUUCUCGUAUCUUAUUUUGACAACCAGUGCGCGUAAUAACUGUAUGCGCAUGGAUGCAGGAUGCAUAUCUGAACCAGCCAGUGGACAUGUUUGUUGUUGUAAUAAUGUGUUCUUGAUUUAACUUGCUGAAAAGAGACUGCAUUAAGACAGGCCAGUAUAUUUCCAUUAGACUGUUCACAAGGCAACCAUGAGAAGUGUUCUCAUGCUAUUAUCAAACAUCAUUGUAUCGGAUUAUUCUUGAAAAGUAAAACUGUUCUUGGAGAUGUGUCCGAUAGUGCAGCGUUGCCAUUGGUCAAUUCUAAAUUUCUGCUCUGAAACAAUAACGAUAUUAGAGGUUUUUCAUUGGUUACCAAACUUGUUUUAUAAGCUUGAACCCGGCUGUUCUUUAAUAGUAUAACUCCUUGACAGUCUGAUGAGAUAUUCUUGUAAGUUGUUUCUGUAUGUUGUAUGGGUUGAAGGGUGAUAUAAUGUUACGCAUUGAAAACAGACUCCUACACCUUGUGCUUGUAACUUUUCUGUUGUUGCAUGUAUGGAUACAUAUACAUGAUUGUAUUGUUUACUGACAGUAAUGUUAUGUGCAAUUUUCAAAUAAAAAUUCAAUUUGAAACAUAUACAACAAACUUCAUAAUAUGUUUUCAGUACGACUAACACAGUAAUUUUGGUUGGAGUAAUUUAUACAUGUAAGGUCUAGCCGUAGUGAUGCAUGGGCAUUUUUAAAGAUUUUUAUUUAUUUUAUGUACACAUAGACUAGAUUUUAUAUACAUGAAUACACAAACCUGUGAACAAAAGGUGCUAAGUUGCAGUAAAAAAUGUGAAAGCUGAUGUUAAUCCAUUUGGUCAUGUAUUGAGAGUAAGAAAUUUCAGUCGGCCAAAAAAAAUUGUUGUGAAACAUGAUACAGUUGAUGCUGCUUGUUGUGUACUAUUUAUGACUUGCACCUACACAGUAUGUCUCAAAUAAGAUACUGGUAAUACAGUUACUCACUUCAGCAUUGUUGACUGGAACACUGGCAAUUCAUGUUGUCCCAAAUUUGCUCAAAAUGCUGUAUAACUCAAGCAUUUUACUUAUCCCCUUGCAAUCUCCAGCAAUCAGUGUUUACUGUAAUUGUAAAAGAAUGAAUACUUCAUUUAUUUUGAAGUUUGUAUGUAACGUAGAAGCUGCUUUUGUAAUAUACGUAUUGUUUAAGAGUUUUGUAUGUUGAUAUUGUUUGACUGAAUGCUGCUGAAUCUGAUAAUAUAUUUUUCUCGAAAGUCCAUUGCUUCAUAAAUUCCAUAGCUGCAUCUCAAAAAUUCUUAUCUAAAUAGCAAGUUAGUCUCCUUUCAGUGAAAUAUUUACUUAGGUCAUAAGAUGUUUAUAUACACAAGUCUUCCAUUAGAUUUUAGUUGACACUAUGAAAUCAUAAGAGAUUUUUUUGUUACUGUUAGAUGAUAAAUCAACUGAUUAUACACCUGUAGUUUGUAGUUUAUACACUUUUUACAGUGAAGGUUUACACUUUUAUAUACAUUCUAGUGACUAAUAAGAUGUUUUCCUGAAACAAUCAGUAAUUGGAAAAACGAACAAACAUGACAAAUACUAACAUUCAGUGGAUUCUAGAUUACUGUAUUAGGAUGUGUUGCUGUACAUGUUUGGUAACCUUUAGCCUGCUGGCGGCAAUUGUAUCUGCCUUAUCAUGGUCUGCACUGUUCGCUAUUCAGUGAACAACCCUUCCAAAAAUAAAUGGUAUUGUCCAGACUGAAUGAUGGACCAGUCCAUUUAAGAAAUUUAGCAGGCUAAGGGUUAACAACAAACAAAAGUUAUCAUGUAAUUUCAGAAAAAUUAGACGUACUGUUCAUAUGAACCUCUGAAUUUUGGAUAUUGUUCUUUAAUUAUAAAAAAAAAGGUGGUGGGUACCUUUUAUUGGAUUGACCUUAUCCUGUUUUACGUAUUGUCUGAUUUAAGAUAGAAAUAAUUGUUGUACAUGUUGUUCGAUUUUUAGGGGGUGUGGGCAAGUAACAUUUCAAGUGGAAUAUUUUUUAGGAUUGAUGAAAAUACGAGUUUUUAGUAAAAUAUAGAAAUAUGAAAUUGUUAAUUUUUCCCUGUUUUGAAAUGAAUCAACUUAAGUGUAUUUAUUUUUUAUGGUAUUUUUAAGCAUUUUUAAGUUUAUUGUUACUAUUAACAGUGCUAAUGUUAUGUUUAUUUCUUGUUAGUUAUAUAUCCAUGGCCACAUACUGUUUAUUAAUGUGAUCCUGACAAAAAUAUAUUGAGUCAGUAUGAGUGGAGGAGGGAGCAUUAGGUGAAAGGGAAUUGUCACUUACAAACGAAGUAUUUGAUUUGUUUUAUCUACCACUUAUAAGUCGGAAGGGACGUAUUAUGUUAAGACCCCGAUGUCUGUCUGUUAGCAAUUUUGUGUCUGCUCUAUAACUCCUGAACCCCUUCAAGGAUAACAUGACACAAAUGUUCACCAUAUUGAAACUUGUAGAGCAAAUGUUUUCGAUGGCUUGCUUCAAGGUCAAGGUCACACUUAGGGGUCAAAGAUCAUAUGACUUUGUUUUCUGUCUGCUCUGUAACUAUUGAAUUUCUUGCAGGAUUUUAAACAAACUUGACACAAAUGUUCACCACAUGAAAGAAUUACUUUCUCAGUGUUACCAGUCCGGCUGAAUUACACUAACAUGUAAGCAGGUAUUCAAUGUGCAUUAUUCUAAUAUUGGUGAAAAAUCGGUCAUUUUAAGAGCUGAUUACAGGCCCUAGUUGUUUUAUUGCUCACAAAUUAAAAGAUACUGCAGUUAGAUUAUUUGGCCAAGUCUCAUCUCAUCGAUAAAUGUUAGAGCAGAAAUACACAUCAAUUUCUUUAAAGACUGAUAUUUCAGUGCCUGUACGAGUGUGGAUGUAGUAAAUCCCUAAUUAUAAGUUUAUGCUCAAACAUCCUGAAUUUUCCUAUGCAUAAAUAUGCAAGGUUUUGGAUAAUUUUGAUGCCAUGGACACUUACUAAUGCUACAUGUUACAGGUUUAGAUUUCAUUCUUACACAGGCAUUCAUAUACAUUGUAUAUGAAUGCCUGUGUAAGAAUGAAAUCUAAACCUCUGUAUAGAAACAUUUAUGUGUGCCACCAUUUUCUUUCGUCAAUAGGUACAAGAGUAUUUGAUAUUAAUGACACUUAUACUCAUCAGUCCCUCUUGAAUCAAACACAUUAUAUUUUUAUACAAACAGUAAGAAUGUAGGUGUGUCUAAACUUCACAGGAGAAAGAAUUCUAUGUGUUUUAUAUGUUACACAGACCAGAUGUUAACAAUAUCAAAUUUAUAAAAAUUUACUGAACUAAAAUUUCACUGUUAUAUGUUAGAUAGCUGUAAAUUUAUUUUCUUUACCUUUUGGACCAAUGGUAAUAUUACUUUCAUACUUAUUUUGUCAUCAAUGUUGUAUGGAAAAUGUACAUGAAAGAGAGAAAUUAAAACAAAGCUAGGGGAAUAUAUAAUAUAUAUUCACCUAGCUUUGUUUUAACUAUAUAUAUACAUGUAUGUGAAACUAUUGUUACGCUAUGGUUUAGUCCGUCUCGCAAUUUAAUGAAAUGGUGACCAUUUUGGUUCAAGCUGUUUGUCUGAAAUACAUAAUUGCAUUAUUUGUUAAGGAGACAUUAGAGAGUAAAACAAGUAUGUGUUAUUUAAUAUAAAUGUUAAAAUUGUAAAUAACCAUGAUGUAUAACAGAUUCAGAGAUCUAGUAUGUAUAUGAAAUACGUUAAAUAAACAUAAAACUUCA